AUGGCAGAACCAGAUGAAGUUGAGGAGGAUCUCUUCGCCGAUCUUUACGAUGGUGAUGAAAAUGCCGCAGCCGCCGGUACAGCUCCAGUCCCUUCACAACCUCUCGCAACCGACACUCCUAUGAAACAGAAUGAUGUUCCAGGCUACGGAGAAGAACCCGAAACUGCUUAUGACCCGGCCGCCUUCGAUGCUGAUAACUCAGCUUUCGAGGAGCCUCAGUCUAGCUUCAAACAAGACCCCCAAGAACAAGAAAAGGCAGAACCAUCACAGGAGCAAAAAUACAAUGUCACUCUGAAGGAGGAUGGGUAA
This is a messenger RNA of Exophiala spinifera, 309 nucleotides long. RefSeq lists its product as uncharacterized. Lineage: Eukaryota; Fungi; Ascomycota; Eurotiomycetes; Chaetothyriales; Herpotrichiellaceae. The record is from RefSeq and is a predicted model, not a curated record. Bases 1 to 309 code for a protein of 102 amino acids. The transcript has 2 exons.